AUGAAGGCCCCUGGUGGCGGCUGCAUCGUCAUGAAGGCUCCUGGCGGUGGUUGUGUUGUCAUGAAGGCUCCUGGUGGCGGCUGCGUCGUCAUGAAGGCUGCUGAGUUCUAA
Molecule: messenger RNA, 111 nt
Organism: Penicillium brevicompactum
Lineage: Eukaryota; Fungi; Ascomycota; Eurotiomycetes; Eurotiales; Aspergillaceae
Exons: 2
Coding region: 1-111 (36 amino acids)
Source: RefSeq, a predicted model, not a curated record